Molecule: messenger RNA, 2872 nt
Organism: Colossoma macropomum (tambaqui)
Lineage: Eukaryota; Metazoa; Chordata; Actinopteri; Characiformes; Serrasalmidae
Product: rap1 GTPase-activating protein 2
Exons: 18
Coding region: 428-2155 (575 amino acids)
Biological process (GO): activation of GTPase activity; regulation of small GTPase mediated signal transduction
Cellular component (GO): cytoplasm
Molecular function (GO): GTPase activator activity
Source: RefSeq, a predicted model, not a curated record
GUUUUAUUGUGGGAAUAUGCAUUGUCUUGCCCAUCUCAACUCCUUUUGUUUACCUUUGUGUGUUUGUGCGCGUGACUGUGUGUGUGUCAUUGGGAGCCCAUGGACAUGCAAGAGUUACUGCUGUCAGUCAACAGACAGCGGGAUAGAAGGAAGGAUGUAGAGAGAGAUUAAAUGCGAGAGAGGCAGGGGGCAGAGAGAGAGAGAGAGAGGGAGAUAGAGGGAGAGACGCAGAGGAUUUUAAUUUAUCUGAAUCACUGACGUGCUCCAUGGCUGGUCGUUUUAUUAUUGAAGCUUUCGGUCACUAACAGAACGAUGGAGAAAAGGAACGAGAAGUUUUUCUCCAGGAAAAGAAGUUUCACAUUUGGAGCCUAUGGAGGGUGAGCUCACUACCAAGAGAAAUGAAAUUUUAAUUUAACUUCGAAAUAAUAUGAAUACAAGAUGUCAAUUAAUCAUAAAUGUAAUUGCUGGUGCGGACUUAUUCAACAUGACAAGCUUUUCUGUCUGCAGGAUUGACAAGUUCAUCAGUGGCAAUGAGAGCAGUCGGCCAGAGUCCCUAGGACACAGCAUUCUGGACAUUCUGGACUCUCCAUCCAAUGAGACCAAACCUUUUGUUCCUACCAAUUCCAACCAGAAGGUGACGGAGCUGUUUGAGAUCAUUGAAAAGCUGCAGGGCAGCAGAUUAGAUGAACAACGCUGCGAGUUCCCUCCACCUUUUAAGUCUCGGCUGCUGAAGAUCGGUGAUGGCUUACCCCUCAUCUUAUCUCCUAAAUCUGGGGGUUACUGGAUUGACCCCCCACUGGACAGACGUGUGGACACGAGUCCCACAUCAUCACAGGUUGUGUUAGGCCUGGAGAGUUACGACAUCAUGGAGAGAGACAGUGAGGCCAAGAUCUACCAGGAGUUCUUCCGACACAGGUACCAUCAGUCGUUCACUGCUGUGGACCCUUCGCUGGGGCCACUGGUUCUGUCCAUCUGUCUGGAGGAAGAGGAGAACAGACUGAGGGUGAUUCUGAGGAUGAACGAGUGCUCUCUGCAUGGGACGUUUUCUGUCUCUCUCUUCCAGCAGCUCCCCACAGCCGUGGAGCUUGCAAAGAUGUUGUGUGCCAGUGUGAACGUGUCCAGCUUUGAAGUGGUCAGCUACCUAAAGGCUCCAGAGCUUAUAACAGCAUUUGAUGAACACAGAGUGUCUCAGAACUUUAAGUUUGGUGUCUUAUAUCAGAAGGAAGGGCAGUUGACGGAGGAGGACAUUCUCAGUAAUAAUGAAGAGAGUGAAGAGUUUAAGGACUUUCUCUCCAUACUGGGCCAAACAGUCAAACUGCGUGGAUUCACCGGAUUCAGAGGCGGACUGGACGUGUCUCAUGGUCAAACAGGAAGUGAAGCUGUGUUCACUUCUUUCCAUGGGAGAGAGAUCAUGUUCCAUGUCGCCACCAAACUGCCCUUCACAGACGGAGAUACGCAGCAGCUUCAGAGGAAGAGACAUAUUGGCAAUGAUAUUGUCGCUGUGGUUUAUCAGGAGGGCCACACCCCUUUCAUCUGUGAUGUCAUCACUUCCCACUUCCUACACUGCUUCAUCGCUGUGAGGAGGGUGAAGAAGGAGAAUGGGACAGAUGGGGGGGACGGGGGUGCAUUUCAGGUGUCUGUCACUGCCAGGGAGGACGUGCCCCCGUUUGGCCCACCCCUUCCCAAUCCUCCAAUUUUUACAGAGGGCUCUGUGUUUCGGGAGUUUCUCUUGACCAAACUCAUCAAUGCUGAGAUUUCCUGCUACAAAGCUGAACGGUUCAGUAAGCUAGAGUUGCGCACACGUUCCUCACUCUUGGAGGCGCUGCGCUCGGAACUGUCAUCCCGCUCCCAGUGCAUGCUGAGAGAGCCAGUGCACAUGAGUGUCCCCCCGAAUGCCCCUCCAAGUGAAGUGGGAAGGGCGGCUCCAGAGGGAGGAGGAGGUUUCAUUGAAAACUUUAAGAGAGCCAUCAGGGUGCGCAGUCACUCUUUUGACACGUUGGGAGGUACAAAGAAGACAGGAGGGACAGGAACCCAAAAGCAAAGGGAUGGAGAAGGAGAGUCAGGUCACAGGACACCUGGCCCUGGCCCUCUGACCACCGAUAACCUGGCCUACACAGAGGUCAAAGGUCAUACAAGUCCUCAAGAAGACAUGUAGCGAACUGCCUGCUGACUCCAGUGCUCCAACCAUAAAGAUCCUCCUUUUCUGACUUGAGACAAGACAUGGAAGACUCACCAGCGAGGGAACUGGAAGAUGUCCCAGCAUGUCUGUGUAGAACAGUCAGUGUCAUAGAGACGCCCGUGGGUUGUAGCUUUAGCUGUUUUAAACUCAGUACAAAAUGAUAUGGUAUUGUGAGCUCAAACUUUGGAUAGCCAGCACCAGCAUAGUAGGGCACCAAGUCCCGUCCCGAGAGACUUUAGAGCCAAACCUAACUGAAUUCAGGCUCCAUCGUGAUGCCCAUGUGCCGUGCCCUCUUUUAAAUCCUGUUACUGGAGGUUUGAUAGUUUGGUGGCAAUGCUUGAGUUGCUAAAAUGAACUACAAUCAGUGGACAGAUGUACUAUGAAUUCAAAAGUAUCCACAAAUCCCUUCUAAACAGUGAAUUCAGCUACUUCAGGGUGCACCCAUUACCGACACAGCUGUUGCGCACACACAGCUUGCAUAAUCUCCAUAGAAAAGCACUGCUAAUAGAAUUGGAUGUUCUGGAGCAGCCACAGCCAAGUCUGUGGUAACCAAGCCCAGCUCAAAGGGCCAGCUAGAGGGAUACAAAGCCCCCAGCAUUGGUCUGGAACAGAGGAACUGCAUUUUCAGGAGUGAUGGAGCACCAACCAGUAUCUUUGGGAUGAAUUGGAGUGCCAUUUGUGAUCCAGAACUGA